AGAAGGAGAAGAAGUAUUUGCGAAAGGCCGCUGGCGGCAUCCUUUUGCCUAAAUUUUGUGGCUAAUUUUUUGAAAUUAAUAUUACCCCUCAACAAGUAAUAAUAUUUGUAUUUUACACUUGUGAUAAUCACAGUGCUCUAGAAUCGUGAUGUAAUUACCCAGUGAAAUAAUAAAUGUCGAAGUAGUUGUUAUUGAAGUGUUUGAUGUGACGCGGCGUCAUGUCUGGAACAAAAUUUUUUAUACAUGGCGGUGGUACGUGGCGGGAAGUUGACGAAAAUAAUGGUAGAGUGUCUGGCUGGGGCAAAAUACAAUUUGUCUAUCUAAGUCGGGGACGUUUGGUGGUCGCCCGCCGUAAUUCUGUACUCCGCGGACUAAAAGCGCUUUUGGCGGGCAAACCCACUACCGUAAGAGAUGGAUCAAGACUUCAAGUAAUCAGACCGAAAGUUAAGAAAGAGAAAAAUAUUCAGCAAAUUGAGUCAACUAAUUGCAACUGCUGUACCUGUCAACAUGCCCUCCAUCACAAUCACCGAUUAGCAACAGAUGUUUUAUUUAAUAAAUUAUUAAAACAAAACACAAGCUCAACUGCCACACAGUGUGUAUUGACUCCCGAUAGCCCGGUAGAAGUUAUACAGAAUGCAGAGCAGAGUAAAAAGCACACAGAAGAAACGGAGAAACAUACAGAAACAGAAAAGGAUGGUAAAUGUUCAGAAACAGAUGAGAGUGAGCCUGUUCCAGCUAAACCACUGGAAACACAGAAAGUGCCUAGAAAGGAAUUGAUAAUUGAUGAAGACGAUGUUCUUUUAGUCAGAACAUUCAUAGAACACGACAGAAGGAAUAUUUUUGACAUAUCACUAGUUGACUAUGACGCCGAUGAUAAUUGCAAAAGAUCCGUUUUUUAUAAAAUAAAUCCUCUAGUAGUAGUGGAGAAGAGUUUACAGAUCGCGCAAAUGAUUCGUCCCCCUAGUCAGUGCUCAAGUGUUUCAUUACAAGAAUUUAUUGCCCAUCUAGGACUCCGGAGCAUCCAUGAAGUAUCAAAGAGUAGCAAAUACAGAAUGCGUCAGCGUAAAAGCCAUCAAAGCCUUAAAGAAGUUGAAAUAAAUAAUAGUGAUACCGAUAAAGAAAAUGUUAAAACACCUAGCAGAACUAAUAUUAAUAACCCGGCGGAAAAAAGAUUGACAAGAACAUCUCUUUUAGAUUCUAAACAUAAUAAAAUACAAAAAAAAGAGAAAACAUACCACUAUGAACCCUUGAAAUUAAAAGUUACUAGCAAUUUAAGAAAAUUAAGUGGUGUUAGAAAUAACUGUCUAUUGAACAUGAGACGCAGGUUUCGAUCUGACAAAAAUAUAAAGAUAAACAAAAUUGAGGCUAGAGAUUCUAUAGAUGGCAGCAAAAAAAUUGCUGAGGACGAAAACAUAUUGCAUAAGAGUCUCAAUUCGCGACGACAUACUGCUGAUAAAACAUUGACAAGAAACAAUAACAAAAAUCAGUCCACCAAAGUCAGUUCUGAUUCAGAAAGCUUAGCUGAUAAAGAGAAGAACAAUUCAGUGAAUAUGUCACGCAAUUUGGGUUCAGUAACUCGUGACAGACCUACUGUGCCCAAAGACAAAAAGAGUCGGGUGACGGAGGAAUCAACCAAAAAAAGCGCAAUUGAUAAGAUUAAACUAACCAAACAACUAUCGGCAUCUCUUCCAACAAAGACUACAAGAAAUAAAAUCACUGAACUGCCCAUUGAGCCGAGUUCCGACGAAGAUACAUUUCAAGAAGACAAAACAAAAGGAAAGGUUAAAAGUAAAAAUGGGAUGAAGCAGCCUGAUUCUUCUAGUAAACAGCAAAAUAGCAAACCUGAACAUGAUAGCAAAACAUCACAAAAGCCAAACACAUCUUCUUCCAGAGGAGCCCUACGUGCAUAUUCCAGCGCGGAGGACGAGGCGAUAGUGUCCUGGCUGAAGGUGGGCGAUCGGGCCAACCUAGUCAACGGCAAUCGCAUUUGGAAGGAGUUGAAACCUGAGCAUUACAAGACAACCGGCCACCACCGGCCGUGGCAGUCGCUGCGUAACCGCUACCUGCGCUACAUCCUGCCCGCGCUCAGCUCGCUCGCCGUGCCGCCCGCGCUCGCGCAGAAACUCCGUGCCGCCGCUGCAAAAGGUGAAAUAAAGUCGCGGAGCAAUUCUAACUCGGCGAACAACUCGAUAUUCAAGUCGGCGCCGGUCCGCAGUGCGUGGGCGCUUCGCCCCAGGUCCCUCCCCCACUCCCCUCCCGCCUCCAUCCACAAGCCCAGCCCCCCAAUUUCCCCGAAAUCCCCGACAAUUACAUCCCCAUCUCUACGCAAUCGUACGCAGACGCCCACAGCGUCUACGUCGAAAACGGCACAGCAGCCGGAUGAGAGCGAAUCCGAUUCAAGCGAUACUUCAGGCGCCUUCCGAGCUCUACCGAAGCGCAAGCUCAGAUCAUCGGCCGUUCAGUCUCCGACGUUACCGACCCCUAAAGCGAAAGACCGCCGGGAUUCGCUGACGUACUCCGAGCUGACGCGCAGGUUCGCGUCGCGCCACCGCUCCACGCCGCACUCCGACUCGCCCGACCGCGACGCUCGCGGCGAGCAGCGGCGCCGGGACUCGACCGAGUCGUCCGACUCCCCACACUUGUCAGACUCGUCCGCCGAAUCGGACGACGAUGCCAGAACUAAAAGAGUGACGAGGAACGAUAGUAGAGGCUCGCCGUCUUUACUCAGCGGACCCGCCAGACGACGAUCGAAGCGCCUCAGAAGCGUGAGCGCGACGCCCGAAAGACCCAAAACUCGCCGUCUGUACAACCCGCGGGCCAUCUGACGUAAACGCGAUCCGUCUUGAGGUAUCACGAGCAACGUUUAAAUGGUACCGAAAAUUAUAUCGUGAAAAUAAAUAAUUUUGCG
Molecule: messenger RNA, 2908 nt
Organism: Aricia agestis (brown argus)
Lineage: Eukaryota; Metazoa; Arthropoda; Insecta; Lepidoptera; Lycaenidae
Exons: 8
Coding region: 219-2825 (868 amino acids)
Biological process (GO): regulation of DNA-templated transcription; telomere maintenance via telomere lengthening
Cellular component (GO): shelterin complex
Molecular function (GO): telomeric repeat DNA binding
Source: RefSeq, a predicted model, not a curated record